AUGUCAUCAAGUGCACCAUACGAGCGGCUUUUCCGUGUAUUGAGGGACAACGAAGAUAUUUCCCGUGGCAUCCGUCCAAAAAAUCCAAAUGCAAAUAAAACGAUAGAGGAACAUGUUGAUAAUGGAUCUUACUCUCAGUCCCAAUAUAUAUCUACAUCCGCCUCACGGGAAGCCGCCAUCGACUUUGCUAAGAAGGGAUAUAAUUAUUCCCCGGGAUCUCGAAAAAUUGCUGUGAUAAACACAAAAAAGAUGCCAACCAGCGUCAUUUACACAGACCUUACUGAUCCAGAUAUUUUGUAUGAAGAGAUAGAAGAUGACCGCGCACAAAAUUUUGCUCGCAAAUUUGAGGAAGUUGUAAUUGAAGGAUGUAUUCCGGCUCAUUGCAUUGAAAGGACAUUUAUCGUAUAA
This is a messenger RNA of Ruditapes philippinarum (Manila clam), 408 nucleotides long. RefSeq lists its product as uncharacterized. The record is from RefSeq and is a predicted model, not a curated record. Lineage: Eukaryota; Metazoa; Mollusca; Bivalvia; Venerida; Veneridae. The transcript has a single exon. The coding region runs from base 1 to 408 and encodes 135 amino acids.